CAACGAAUUUUGCGAACGAAAAACCAAACUUGCAUCGCCGAGCGCCAUAUCACCCGAGAAGAGCCCGAAGCGUCUCCGCAGAAAUGGCGGCGGACGCCUCCAUCCCCUCCUUCUCCCACCACCUCCUCCUCCACCGCCGCCCGCGGCGGAGCGCCCAUCCCUCCCCGGCCCUGGAUUACGACGACGAUUUCCCCUUCUGGUCCCACCACCUCCACCGCCGCCACCAAUAUCGCGACGCUCCGUUCGAUGUCUACGCUGACGAUCCCUUCCCGCCCCUCCCCGCAGAUCCGAUCGCCGCCGCCCGAUCCCAUCCCUCCGGCGACGACGUUCUUGUGUUCGGUGCCGAUUCUCCGGAUCUCUUCCGCGGGCCCGGGAGCCAGGCCGAUUUCGUCAUGGACCUGUUUCAUCAGCGCGUGGAGCAGUCCCAGGUAAUGGACGGCGACGGCUCCGAUUUAGUCUUGGGUUCGUUGAAUGAGUCCAAUUUUGCUGUCAUUGAGGGAAGUGGCGAAUUGAGCGUCGACAAUUCGGAGGUAGGUUUAGGUUUAGGUUUAGGUUUAGGAUUGGGGUUUGGAUUGGAGAGGAACGAUGACGGGUCUUUCGUUGUCGAGCAUUGUUACGGCGAGCGUGAUGAUGGUGAUGACGUCUUCUUUGUGGAGAGGAGGUUUUCCGGCGGAGCACGGUCCGCAGCCAGUGGUGUGGUGGAGCCCUAUGGUGGUGGGAGGUUUGAGUCCGAUUCAGAAUUGGAGAAUGAUGACAGGGCCGGUUUGUGCUUUGAGGAUGACGAGUAUGGGUUCGAUUGCGAUCAUAAUGAGAAUGAUGAUCUUGCGAGCAACCCUCUGUUUUGGGAUUCUCUAAACAUGGAGGACGAUGAGGAGGAGGUUCAUGAUGAUUUUGACUGGGACGAAGUAGAUGGUCGCGCCAACGAGAGAGAGACUUCGAGCUUGUUUGUUCAUGCCGUUGGCAGUGUUAGGUCCAAUUCGACCUCGACGCCCGUAGUUGCAGCUGAGGAUGGUGACGGAGUGAGGGUGGAAAGAGUGGGAGGUCUGGGGAAUGUGGAGUGGGAGGUUCUGUUGAAUGCUAACAACUUGCUUUUGGAUCCAGAUUUGGAAAAUGAGGAACCUUCAUUCACUGACCGUGCUUACUUUCAUGGGGCAGACAGUGAGAUUUUGGUUGGGCAAGUGAUGGAGAGUGAGAGUGCUUCUAGGGGUAUGCUGCCAGCUUCUCAAUCAGUGAUUGAGAAUCUCCCUACUGUAGUUUUAGGUCGAGGGGAUGUGGAGAAGAACGAGGGGCUUUGCCCCGUAUGCAAAGACGAGUUUGAGGAAGGGGAGAAGGCCAUCGAUCUGCCUUGCAGUCAUAGAUACCACUCAGACUGCAUCCUAACGUGGCUGCGCAUGAGAAGUACUUGCCCUGUUUGUCGUUAUGAAUUGCCCACCGACGAAUCUGAUAAUGAGGGUAGAAGGAUGCUGCAGAGAGCAUGACUUGAUCUUUUUGGUCAUGGACUGAGGUCAGGUACAAUUCUUAAAAUCUUGCCAAGUAUCAGGUUUUUGUGAAAUUGGGCAGCAUCAUGCGGUGGCAUCCAUCCUCAUCUGCUUCAUUAGGAUGACGUGCUCGAUAUCGCUAUUUUUUAUUAUUGUGUUUGUAAAGGAUGUUAUUCCUGCUAUGUGCUGGGCCUUUUUCCUUUUUAUUAUCUCGUAGUGAGAAGAAAAGGGGUGGGAACUACAACUUGCUAGUAUUAUAUCGUACAUGGUUGAUCUUUUGCUAUUUCACCUUAAUGAGAAGGGACUAUUUUAUGGGUU
Molecule: messenger RNA, 1796 nt
Organism: Syzygium oleosum
Lineage: Eukaryota; Viridiplantae; Streptophyta; Magnoliopsida; Myrtales; Myrtaceae
Exons: 1
Coding region: 84-1478 (464 amino acids)
Source: RefSeq, a predicted model, not a curated record